UUUCUCUGGUGACCGAAAUAAAAAGAGCGCUUCACCGCAGGCGAACGCUUUGAAUGCAUUUCCGGCAUUGGAGGUUCAUUUUGGGUGAGCGUUUUUUUCGGAGCCUGAACGUUCGAUGCCUUGGCUCUGAUGGACUCUGGGGUGGCUUUUGUGUGUCGUGCUGCUGCUGCUGCUGCUAUUAUUGGGCGCGAUCUUUUCUUCUGAUGGCCUUAUACCUCUGCUUUUGAACUGGCUGUGAACUGUAGCUGCAAGCUUCCCUCGCCGUGACGUGCUGGAAAUGGUUCAACAUACUCGUCCGGCAGAGCGAAGACGACGAACAGCGGAAUGUCCCAGGAAAUGUAAUGAGAUAUCACAGCAAGUGAACCCAAACCGAGCUGUGCGCUUUGUGUUGCGCUUUAAAAAUGGCCCUUCCUUCGCCGCAUCUGAUUGGUUUCUCACGCUUUCCCAGGAAAUCCACUGACCACUGGCCACACAUCAACCACCGGAGCGGGAGCCUCAGCGCCCAGCGAAGCAUAUAAUUUGCUCAAAAAGUCACGGUACUCAAUUAAUUUGAUUAUAAUCAAUUUCGUGGCUUCCAACACACACGCUUCUUCCACAGUCCAUCGCCGAGUGAGCGACUAUAAAGGUGAAGAAACGUACCUUGCGCUUGCUCACUAACUGAACCGGAUUUCAAAAACGAACAUAAACCGCAACCCGCUGCCGAAAAUGCUGAUCGAAGAGUGUCCGAUAAUUGGUGUCAAUGUGCGUGUGUGGCUGUUCUGGUCGUAUCUGCGGCGGCCGCGGUUGUCCCGCUUUCUGGUCGGCUGCAUCCCGGUCGCCGUGCUGAACGUGUUCCAGUUCCUGAAGCUGUACUCGUCCUGGGGCGACAUGAGCGAGCUCAUCAUCAACGGAUACUUUACCGUGCUGUACUUUAACCUCGUCCUCCGUACCUCCUUUCUCGUGAUCAAUCGACGGAAAUUUGAGACAUUUUUUGAAGGCGUUGCCGCCGAGUACGCUCUCCUCGAGAAAAAUGACGACAUCCGACCCGUGCUGGAGCGGUACACACGGCGGGGACGCAUGCUAUCGAUAUCGAACCUGUGGCUCGGCGCCUUCAUUAGUGCCUGCUUUGUGACCUAUCCUCUGUUUGUGCCCGGGCGCGGCCUACCGUACGGCGUCACGAUACCGGGCGUGGACGUGCUGGCCACCCCGACCUACCAGGUCGUGUUUGUGCUGCAGGUUUACCUUACCUUCCCCGCCUGCUGCAUGUACAUCCCGUUCACCAGCUUCUACGCGACCUGCACGCUGUUUGCGCUCGUCCAGAUAGCGGCCCUAAAGCAACGGCUCGGACGCUUGGGGCGCCACAGCGGCACGAUGGCUACGACCGGACACAGCGCCGGCACACUGUUCGCCGAGCUGAAGGAGUGUCUAAAGUAUCACAAACAAAUCAUCCAAUACGUUCAUGAUCUCAACUCACUCGUCACCCAUCUGUGUCUGCUGGAGUUCCUGUCGUUUGGGAUGAUGCUGUGCGCACUGCUGUUUCUGCUAAGCAUUAGCAAUCAGCUGGCACAGAUGAUAAUGAUUGGAUCGUACAUCUUCAUGAUACUCUCGCAGAUGUUUGCCUUCUAUUGGCAUGCGAACGAGGUACUAGAGCAGAGCCUAGGCAUUGGCGAUGCCAUUUACAAUGGAGCGUGGCCAGACUUUGAGGAGCCGAUAAGGAAACGGUUGAUUCUAAUUAUUGCACGUGCUCAGCGACCGAUGGUGAUUAAAGUCGGCAACGUGUACCCGAUGACGUUGGAAAUGUUUCAAAAAUUGCUCAACGUGUCCUACUCCUACUUCACACUGCUGCGCCGAGUGUACAACUAAACUUAACCGACAAACAAACAAAAAUCCCCUCAUCACUAUGCAAAGACAGCAAGCAGCCGAUCAUCAAACACCAUUAGCAGCCACAAAGUUACCAGCCGCUUAUCCCACGGGAUUUGGUGGAAAGUUAUUGCACUGAAGCUUAUUCACCCAAAUCUUCAUGCAAACCACUCGGAGGUUCCCUCUCAACCAACCCAUUGAAGCGAAUAAAAGUAUCAGCAACCAGACGACGGUGAAAAAACGCUGCAUUAUUGUGCUUGCUUCAGCAUUCCAGUGAAUGACUCUUAAACUUUUCCAUUCAAAAGUCGCGAUGCUCACGAUACGGAGCGGUGUGUUGUUCGAUCCGCCGAGUGCACUCGCAAGCCGGUGAUGUUGCCGGUGGAAAUGCACAGAUCGACACAGCGAUAGAUAAUCGUUUGUUCGCGUAAAUGGGAGGGAAAAAAGUAAGCUGCCAGCUACUUCAUUUCCAUGUUAAUUGAAACUCAAGCCAACGAACAUGCAGAACCCGGUUGGUUGUGUGUCUCCGCUCCGGGAAAGGUCUCUGCUCCGGGGCAUGGAUUCUUUCCCCCUCCGGGUGGUUGGGGGUAUUGUUUAGGUUUUUAUUUUACAAAUUCAUAUCCUUCCGCUUCCGCAUCAGCCGACCCGGUGGGUGCGCCAGACAGAUGUGCGGCGGGCAACAAAACUAUGCACGAACAUGGCCAACAAACACAGCUUCUAUCUCAUCUCUGUGUCGCACUGUCUCGCUUUCCCGCUGCAUUGCUUGUAGUACUAUCAUUGUUUUAGUCCACGGGUUUACUUCUAAUCCCAUUGCACCACGCAAAAAGGCUCAUCCUUUGCUCGUUCCGGUUGCAACUUCGACAAGCGCAUGGUUGGGAUACGAACAAAAAACCAACUACUCCACCCACUACUACUACUACUGCCACCACCACUAACAACACUACACUUGGUUGGGAGCUUGCAGACCCACAAGCAAACAACGAUACAAGCUAGCUAGCUGCUGUGUGCGCUCGAGUCAGCCGACGGUACAAGGUUUAACCGGUACAAGCAACUCCCGGACCGAUCCCAAAACUCUGACAAGGCACGGGCCGCAUCCGGCAGUACGGUCGGAAAACAUGGAAAUGUUUAAUUAAAACUGUAAUUGUCAAUCGCUGCUACAAGUUGUGACACAGGGAGAUAGAGAGAGAGACAGAGCGCGCCCGAUGGUGAUGGUGUAAAAGAUAGAUACAGGAAAAGAGCGAGAAACAUUGGUACGAUUUGGUGUGGUUAGCAAAUUUGAUUUCCACUGAUUUUGAGUGCAAAUUUAAUGCAUCGAAAAUUUGCCAUUCAGAGUAAAGUUGCUCGUGGACGGAUCCUUGUCUAAUGUCGCUGGAUGUAUGUGUGUAUGUGUGUGUUUGAGCUGUUGUAAGAGAAACAAAGAAAUAGACAUCAAAGUGAUGGUAAAGUAAUUUUGUCAUGCAAAUUGCAUAAUUUUAGGUGGGUGAUUAUUUUGCGCUUAAAAGUAUGCAACCCGCCAAGCAAGUGUUUGCUGUUAUGCUGCAAAAUCACAUUCUUAAUAAACUUUCGGUGCUUUUUGCACUGUUUUAUCGCCACUCA
Molecule: messenger RNA, 3432 nt
Organism: Anopheles coluzzii
Lineage: Eukaryota; Metazoa; Arthropoda; Insecta; Diptera; Culicidae
Product: odorant receptor Or2
Exons: 7
Coding region: 706-1842 (378 amino acids)
Biological process (GO): detection of chemical stimulus involved in sensory perception of smell; sensory perception of smell
Cellular component (GO): plasma membrane
Molecular function (GO): olfactory receptor activity; odorant binding
Source: RefSeq, a predicted model, not a curated record